Sabethes cyaneus is the source of this 1539-nucleotide messenger RNA. RefSeq lists its product as uncharacterized. Gene Ontology annotation, molecular function: catalytic activity. The coding region runs from base 1 to 1539 and encodes 512 amino acids. Lineage: Eukaryota; Metazoa; Arthropoda; Insecta; Diptera; Culicidae. The transcript is spliced from 2 exons. The record is from RefSeq and is a predicted model, not a curated record.
AUGCAGUUGCGUACCCUGCUCUGUCAGAACGAAGACGCCACCGGAAUCAUCAUUUUUUACCAAAACAUCAGAGGACUUCGAACGAAAGUUGAUGACUUUUUUGUUUCGGUUUGCGACACCGAAUUCGAUGUUAUUAUCCUCACCGAAACUUGGCUGAAUGACCAGAUUUGCUCGCCGCAGUUGUUUGGAACCAGCUACAACGUCUAUCGCAACGACCGUGACGCGGAAAGUACUGGGAAAAAGAGAGGUGGUGGUGUACUGAUUGCCGUUUCCAACCGUAUCAGUUCUUCAAGAACUUCUAGUAAUGUGGAAUGUGAGAUAGAACAGUUGUGGGUUGAUAUUGCUGCAGGUUGUCGAACCAUCCGCCUUGGCGCCGUGUAUCUUCCUCCUGAUGUCUCGAGCUCCGUCAUUGCGAUUGAAAAGCAUAUCAAUUCCGCAUUAGCAGUGUCUGAAAAUCUACAACCGCAUGAUUUUCAUCUUAUCUUUGGCGACUUUAAUCAACCGAGCCUGUUGUGGAAACGUGCUCAUAAUGGAAAAUUGUAUGUCGAUCCUGAAUACUCCGCAUAUACUACAGCUAACUCAGCAUUAGUCGAUGGAAUGACAGUGUUGGGCAUGGAGCAAAUAAACCACGUUUCCAAUGCCUACGGCCGAACAUUGGAUCUUGUUUUUGCUAACGGAAGCGCAAUAGAUUUCUGUGAUAUAGCUGAAGCAGCUGAACCCCUAACAAACGCCGACGAACAUCAUCCUCCGUUGCUUGUUAAUAUGCGGUGUCCUUCUCUUGCAAGAUUCAGCGAACUGACAGAUGGGAGAGAAUUUGAUUUUCAUCGCGCUGAUUUUCGAGGGCUGAAUCUUGCCCUGCAAGGAAUUGACUGGUCAUUCCUUGAUGGGACAGACAUUAAUGAAGCAGUGAAUUUGUUCAACCAAACUGUGACUUCUCUGUUUAAUGCGUAUGUCCCCAAGCCUAAAGUGAAGCAUAAACCUCCAUGGUCCAACUGCCGCCUCCGUGUUCUCAAACGCAAAAAAGCCAAUGCAUUAAAAAGGUACUCUCGCUGUCGUAAUGCCAGCACUAAGCUAGACUUUACUAGCGCAAGUUCGCGGUACAGAAACUAUAACCGUCAUCUGUACUCAGUGUACGUUAAGCGAAAGCAAAACGACUUAAGGCAAAACCCUAAAAAGUUCUGGUCGUUCGUAAACGAGAAACGUAAGGAGAGUGGUCUUCCAGCUAAGAUGUUUCUUGGUGAGCAAUCAUCUAGCGGUCUCGAAGAUACUUGCGGUUUAUUUGCUCAACAGUUCUCAAGUGUUUUUACUGACAGUGACGUAUCAACUGAGGAGAUCGAAGAUGCCAUCAAGCUUGUCCCAGAGAACCUCUGCUGUAUCAACAUUAUUAGUUUCUCCGAGAACGAAGUCAUGAAUGCUUUAAAUAAGUUGAAGCCGUCUGCAACUCCUGGGCCGGAUGGCAUUCCCGCUCUCAUGUUGAAAAAAAUGUGCAAUUCCACUCGUGUAUCCACUACGCAAAAUAAUCAAUCGAUCUCUUUGUGA